Messenger RNA from Lactuca saligna, 1187 nucleotides. The record is from the annotation of a GenBank genome assembly. NCBI's taxonomy places the organism in Eukaryota, Viridiplantae, Streptophyta, Magnoliopsida, Asterales, Asteraceae.
UUAAAAGGUUGCUAAUUUUCCUUACAAUUCUAUAAUGAUUAAAUUUAUUGCAGAAAAUGGAAAUAGGAAAUAAGGUUUACCUAAAUAACAUUGACCAGAUAGAGGAAAAAUCGCAUAUCAAGGUUCGGGUGCUUAAAAUUUGGAACUUUGUCAGAAAUAAUAAAGUUUGUUCCAUUGAAAUGAUCAUCAUGGAUGAGGAGGGUACACAAUACCAAGCUCGUGUCUUCAAUCAGAAUUUCUCCAGAUUUCGUCAUCUUUUAAAGGAAGAUGAAAGUUAUAUAGUUAUAAAACCCAAUAUGGCUGCUGUUACUAAUGGUUUUAGUUAUACAGGUCUUGGUGAAGCUAAAAGUCAUUUUGAAGUAACGAAAUUGUUCAUAAAUUCUGACAUUUAUGAAAUAAAUGAGUUUAAAAAUAAGUUGAAAUGUCAUGACAAUUUCGGUAUAACUGAAAAAAGCAUAACUACACUUCAAAGCUACUCUUCUUCAUAUACAGAUGACUUUAAGGGCAAUUUUCCAUUAAAAACAAUCUGUGAGAUCACCGAACCAAUUAAGGAAAUGAAGUUUUUAUUAGUUGCUUCCAUUAUUAAUAUAAGGCAGAAUCUACCAUGGUAUAUAAUUCCAAUUAACGUACAAGAUUGUACUGGAACCAUUGGAUUGACUCUUUUUGAUAGGGAAGCAAGGAGGUUGUUAAAUAUAAGAGCCUACGAAUUGAAAAAGAUACAUGAUGCGGCCGGAGACAGUGAUGCCCUAUUUCCAAUGCAACUUAAUGUGUUGAAAAACCGCAAGUUUGGUUUUAUUGUAGAUAUUACAGAAUACAAUGUCAACAACUAUAAUAACAUCUACACAGUUCUCAGAGUUACAGAAGAUAUGUCCAUUGUUUCUGAAUUGGAAAGUAAAAUAGAACUUAUGAGUAAUCAAUCUGUCGCCUUAAAUCAAGUUGCUUUGGAAUCCGAUGAUGUUGUACAGCCUGUUCAAAAGGAUGUGAUCUCACAAACAGACGAAAGUUUUACACCCUCAACAGUUGAUAAGUCAACCGCAACAAGUCCUUGCAAAAUAUCAGGUGAUUUGAAGCGCAACCUCCAAGAAAUUUAUGAUGUUGAUUCUGGAUAUGAUUUAAGUUCAACUAAGGCUAAAAGAAAGUCAACCGCAGAGGAAACUCCACUCUUGAUUCCAAAAAUUGAAAAGUGA